Messenger RNA from Drosophila grimshawi, 5270 nucleotides. It is a transcript of the gene hig, whose product is annotated as locomotion-related protein Hikaru genki. The coding region runs from base 1842 to 4745 and encodes 967 amino acids. The record is from RefSeq and is a predicted model, not a curated record. The transcript has 9 exons. NCBI's taxonomy places the organism in Eukaryota, Metazoa, Arthropoda, Insecta, Diptera, Drosophilidae.
AGUUUAGUUUUGACUGCUACAAUAUGAAAAACAAUAAUUUACUUCUUCAAUGGUAGAUAAGAUUGCACUUAAAACUGCUUAAAGUAUUUUCUUACUGCCAAAAAUAACAAAUACAAUUUUAAUCUUUUUGAACUGUUUUGUAAGUCAACUAAAAUUGGCAAUGUAUGCGAAAAAAUACUUGUCUAUAAUUAGUAUUAACAUUUACUAACCAAUCACUUUUUGACUGCGACUAUAUAUGAAAUUGGUGACUUUUAAGAUCUAUUUUUAUCGUGUCGUAUAUUUUUUUAUGGUUUACUGUAUUGUGUAUGCUGCAAUUUGUUAUUUGAUUAUGCUUAAUAUUAACAAUUGCUAAACGAUCAAUCUUAGACUUUAACUAUAAAUGGACAUUAAGCUUUAAAAGCGGCUUGUAAUUUCUAAAAUCUACUUUUACAGUUUCUCAUGUAUUAAAUUUUAUAUUAUUAUAUUUUAUAUUAAACUUAAUGUUAUUAUUUUAUUUCCGGCUAAUGUCACUGUGGCUGCAACUGAUUUGUAUAAAUAGGUUGUACAUUAUUCAGUCUUGUAAUUUAUUGAUUAACUUGUUAAGUGCAAUUUUGUGUUGUUUGCCUUGACUGCCGCAGAUGUUGAGAAGAUAACGUUGCAUUGUCUAAGGAUUCAUUACACACGAACUGCACAAACAUGCGUGGCUGUGAGUGAUUGUGUACGUGUGUGUGUUCGUUUGUGUGUGUGCGUACGUGUGUGUGUGUGUUUAUUGCGUAGCUGAUCAAAUGUGGCAGCCGCAAGCAAAGCAAACUUCAUUUGUUGCGUUUGCCAAGAGGGAAAAACGAAAUGCGCGCAAUUUUGAGCGCUGCUACGUGCAAGCUACAAGGUUAUGACACACACACACACACACACAUACACAGGCACGCGCGCGCACACACACACACACAGAGGCAUGGCGAAAAGCGAAAGCAGCAGCCAGCAGGAAAAACGCAGAAGCAAAUCAAAACAAAAACACACGCGAUUUACCGGCAAAAUGCACGUGACAGCAGCAGCAGCAGAAGCAGAAUCAGAAGCAGCAGCAGCAGGACCAGCAUUAGGCAGACAGACAGAUGGCCAGGGGAGCAGAGGGGCAGAGGAGCAGACACAGGCAGGCGACGAGCAUCGUCAGAGCUCGUGUAAUCACUUCGUUCAGUUGCCGAUCUGCUGCGCCGAAUCCAACGAUGCUGGUCAAAGGACUAUAAAAGGACGCAUCGCAUACGUAGCGACGCAUUUUGUCAGCAGCCUCAGUUUCAAGCAGCAGUGGGAAAAAUAAAACUCUUGAGCAUUACACGAGCGAAAAAUCUAAAGUGAAAACAAAAGUGGAAAACUUAAAGCACAAAGUGACUUGGCAUAUUGCCUAAAAAUUCAGAUACACAGAUACACACGUGUGUGUGUGUGUGUGUGUGCUGCUGCAGUUGGCCAUUGUGGAUUUCUAUUUUUGCGCCAUUGUAGACAGCGUGUGAAGUGUUUGUCGUUGUGGUAAUAAAAUCACCAUUACUGUUGUUGCUGUUAUUGUUGCACGUAACUGUAGCUGGCAUUGAGCGACGGCAACAACAGCGCAGCAAAACUUUAAACUGCAGCCUGUGUGUGGCUUAAAGUCGAAACCAGAAAACCAAAGCAAAUAUCGAGAAACGAAAAAAUUAAACCAAACAAGUCCUUGCCACGAAGCACACGAAAGUUUCGAGUGUUUUUUGGCUCAAUGUCAGUGAAUUGAUUGGCACACAUUGAUCGUGUUGUGCACGAGAGUGUGAGUGUGUGAGUGUGUUGGCUUAUAACAAAUAGUUAACAACAUUGACACUUUUUUUUAUCUUUUGGGGACCAACAUGUGGUCCUUGCUACGUAUGCGCCAUAAGCCACUGUGGGCUUUAAUAUCCUUGACGAUAUUACUGCUGGUGUUGGAUAAGAGCCAGGCCAACACAGAACCGCCAGCCGUCGAGACCACAACAACAACGGAGCCAGAUGCAUCGCCUGGUUGCCGGGCGCCGGAUGUUCGCUUCACCAUUGUCAAACCGGAAAUGACAACGGAGCAGCCGUAUGCGAAGUUUGAGACAACACAGGUCUAUCUACCGGAGGACUUUACCACCGCCGAUGUGGAGUUUGUCGAUAAAAUGCAUGCGGCCAAGGAGAAUCAUGCGGCCAUUGUAAAUCCCUAUUCGGUUGACUUUGGCGAUGAUGACACCCAUCAUGGCCAUGAUCUGCAUGCCGGAGAUGCGGCUGCAAGUCUAGUGGACGACACAGAUAUUGAUGAUGAGCAGGACGAGCUGCAUGGCGCCGAAUUAGAUGAUGCAGCCCGCAAGCGUCUCAAUGCCAAUCGCAAACAGGGCAGAAAGCAUCGCACCGGCUCCGGCCGUCGUCGUCGCCUGGAGAAUGAGAAUGGCCAGACAGGACGUGGGCGUGGCAGUCGCUAUAAGCGUCAUGCUAUACUGCACGAUGUGGAUGCCUCCCCGGACACGGAUCGCUGGGCUGGCAGCAAAUUGGCCGCCGAGGGAGAUGUUUACUAUGUGCACAUUGCGGACAUACUGAAAUCGAGGGAACCGAAUCGCCAGCUGCGCGCCAAGCUGCAUCGGCUGAAGCAGAAGGCACGCCUGAGCAAAUGCCUUGUGGAUGGCAGCAGCGAGAAGUGCAUUAAGCUUUUGGCUAAGCUCAAGGCCAAGCAGGCGGAGCAGCAACAUUUGGAUAAGCAGCCAGCGCAGCAUCUGGAUGAGCAGCCAGAGAAGAAACUGGAUAUGGAUUUGGAAGUGGAAGUGGAGCAGCAGCAGCAGCAGGAUCAUCAUCGUCGACGCGGUGACAGUCACGCUGCUGAGCUCGACCAGCGUGACUUGGAACCGCGUCCCUGGCAUCGACGUCGUCGCAGCAGCAGCAGCAGCAGCAAUAACAGCAGCAGCAGCAGCAGCAACAUUAGCAUCAGCAACAUCGAUGCCAAAGGCGAUGAUGGCCAGCUUGAGGUGGAUGCCAAAGUUGGCAAUCAGUCGAGCAGUGCAGCAGUGGCCCUGCAACGUGUAAAGCGCAAGUCGGGCAAGACCACGGGUGCACUGAGCCGUCCAAAGGGUGGCGGCGAUUCCAGCUCUAAGACCACCAGCCGCAAGGAUAAGGGCAUCUAUGAUGAGGAGACCGGCUACUCACCAAUGCACACCGACGACUCCGAAUUCGACGAGGAUGAGGAGGAGGAUGAGGAGAUUGAUAUAUUGCAGCAGUUUACCGAAGUAUCAGAGAUACGUUUCCCAGGUGAAAUUGGACCCAUGGGCGAUCGGCGACUCUGCAAGAUACGUUGUGUCAAGGGCAAGUGGGUGGGGCCGCUGUGUGCCACCAAUGAGGAGGAUGACAACGGCAACGUGAAGUUUCAGCCACUCUACAAGAGCUGCCAUGUCAAUCGCAUUCCGACUCAUCUGCUGCUCAGCUAUCGCAACAUCUCCGUGACACCGAUACCACCAAAUCGCGGCUGGCGUAAAACGCGCUUAUCCAAAUCGACACUUGUCUCAAACACAGAAAUUAACGUCGGCUGGGAUCUGCCGCAUGGCCACUCGCUGCAGGCACGCUGCCAGGAGCUGGGCAUCUACAAGCUGCUGGGUGAGUCGCGUGUACUAUGCUCCAAUGGCCUCUGGGCGCCACGCAUGCCCAGCUGUGUGCCAACCACCGUGCUGACCAAUUACUCGGAGGACAGUGCACCCUCCAUACGCGUCAAGAUCUUCAACGGUUCGCACUCCUUCGAGCCAUCCGGCGUGAUGGCUGUGCCGCCGCACAGCACUGUUCAAAUGGAUUGCAUGUAUCCGCGUGUCCGUGGCACUCCCGAAUGGAGCUGGACCAGCUGGUAUAUGCAGUAUACGACAGGAUGGUCGCCUGCCGGCGAGGAGAAGGCUGUAAGAUAUCGCUUGAGCAUCAAGAAUAUUGAGAACAAUGAUUCGGGCACCUUUACAUGUACUUCGCCGCGCGGUUUGACGAACAGCAUUGCAGUGGUGGUGGCCACUUCGACGUGCCCGCAGCUAACGGAACCGAUGGCGCCGCUCAGGCUGCGGCUCGAGGGCAAUAAGUUGGGCCAGCGAGCGCACUAUGAGUGCCCCGAGGGCUUUAGGUUGGAUGGCGCAUGGAAUGCCACCUGCCUGGCCUCCGGCAAUUGGUCAUCGCCGUCGCCAACAUGCCAUCCCAUUCAGUGCCCACGACUCAUUCUCGACGAUCCGCAUCUCAGUCUCAUUGAGCUCAAUACAUCGGCAUGGGGGCGGGCGGUGUUCAAAUGCCAAUGGGGCUUCAAGCUGACCGGACCGGCGCUGCUCGACUGUGAGCCGACGGGCGUCUGGAGUGGCCCAGUGCCACGCUGCAAAGUCAUUCAGUGCGUGAUGCCAGUGGCGCCACUAAAUGGACGCGUUGGGGGUACCAGUUUGAGCCAGAGGCGUCUGACUGUUGGCGCUUUGGUCACAUUUAGCUGCAACGAUGGUCACACUCUGGUCGGCGAGUCGAGCAUCAUAUGCACGGAGAACGGGUUCUGGUCGCACUCGCCACCAUUUUGCAAAUCGCAGUGCCCCUAUCCAGGCGACCCGCCCAACGGUCUGAUCGCCCCGCUCAAAUUCAACUACGAUGCGGGCGACUAUCUGAGCGUCCAGUGCCGGCCCGGCUUCAUACAGAUCCAGACGAACGAGGAUCAUACUACGGGGCCGCCCGAGCGGCCAAAAUGCCAGCCAGAUGGCAAGUGGUCAGGACCGUUACCCAAGUGCCGCAGCUACGAGGAGGUGUAGCUUGCCAACCGGUAUUAAAUCUAAUUGGAAUUGGAUUUCGAGGCGGCAGUCCAGUUUGUCGUCUUUUCGACUUUUGCUCGAGUUGGCAGGCCGACAUAUAGUAUUAUGUAUACAAUUUUGAGGUAGAACCAAAAAUUCCAAAUUCAACAAGAUAAUAUAAAAAUGAACAUGAACAAGAACAACAACCCGAGUGAUAUUUAGAUUAACUUAGUGAGAGGUAUCAAAAUUAAUUACCAUAAUUAUUAAAUAAUUUUUCAAAUAUUGGCCCCAAUUGAACUUGACUUUAAAUCACUCGCUAUCAACUCUUAUCUUAACUUGAAUAUGAAUACUUUACAGUUCUUUCUUUUUUAUAAUGCAUCCAAACGCUCUUCUAGGCCCACUUAAAUCUAUAUCAAGUAUUUCAUGAGAGAGAUGUUAAGUGCUUAAGUGCUAAAUGAAAGAUAUUACCCCAAAAAACAUGACAAACCUGAGCAACUUUAUGAAAUGAAUAUGUAACAUACAAAAAUAUAAACGUUAAAAUGUUAA